Messenger RNA from Conger conger (European conger), 2874 nucleotides. RefSeq names its product IKAROS family zinc finger 4 (gene ikzf4). The coding region runs from base 113 to 1873 and encodes 586 amino acids. Gene Ontology annotation, molecular function: DNA-binding transcription factor activity; RNA polymerase II cis-regulatory region sequence-specific DNA binding. Lineage: Eukaryota; Metazoa; Chordata; Actinopteri; Anguilliformes; Congridae. The transcript is spliced from 8 exons. Gene Ontology annotation, biological process: regulation of transcription by RNA polymerase II. The record is from RefSeq and is a predicted model, not a curated record.
AAUAAAAAAUAAAAAAGUUACAGGACGACUAAAAAGAGAGACAGGUUCCCUGACUCACUGUGAGAGUGAAGACAAAAGGUUUUAGGUUUAAGAAGAACCUCUACCAUCAAACAUGGACCGUGGUAAUUUCAGCGAUUCAGCUGGUGUGAGAAUGAAUGCUGACAACUGCAAUGGCCGUUCCUAUGUGUCAGGCAGUGGAGACUUGUCGAUGGAGAGGGAGUUCUCGGGGGGAUUGGGGGGGCCUACGAUGAGUACUCCAAACAGCCAACAGUCGUCCCCUUGCCGCUCCCUCAGUGCAAACUCCAUCAAGGUGGAGCUGUACAGCGACGAUGACCCAGGCUCCGCGUCUCGAGCGCUUGGGAGAGGGGGAGACAGGGAGGAGGGAUGGAAGGAGGAGAGGGAGGAGAAGAUGGACGAGGAGGAGGGCCAGGAGCCUGGAGGUGGAGGAGGAGAGGGCGGUGGAUACGGCGAGAGGGCCAGUCCCAACCCUUCCUCCCCGGGACCCAUCCGCCUGCCCAACGGGAAGCUGAAGUGUGACGUGUGCGGGAUGGUCUGCAUCGGGCCCAACGUGCUGAUGGUGCACAAGCGCAGCCACACAGGUGAACGGCCCUUCAAGUGUAACCAGUGCGGAGCCUCCUUCACUCAGAAGGGGAACCUGCUGCGUCACAUUAAGCUGCACUCCGGGGAGAAGCCCUUCAAGUGCCCCUACUGCGCCUACGCCUGCCGUCGCCGGGACGCCCUGUCCGGACACCUCCGAACCCAUUCCAUGGCCUCUCCGAUUGUGGGAAAGCCCUAUAAGUGCAGUUAUUGCGGCCGCAACUAUAAGCAGCAGAGCUCGCUGGAGGAGCACAGAGAGCGCUGCCACAGCUACCAACAGAGCCUGGAGUCCCAGAGUGCCCACACACAAGGAGAGGACUUGGAGCUGAUACAAGACCCUCUGAUCCAGCCACCCUUCAUCGACAGGCUGGCCAACAGCAUCACCAAACGCAAGAGGACUACACCCCAGAAGUUUGUGGGAGAAAAGCACAUGCGUCUCGACAUGGCCAACACCCCUUAUGAGCUGAAUCCCCCCCUGGACAAGGUGGGAGACACGCUGGGCCCCCAGCACCAGGGGGUGGACCCCAUCCACUUCGCUGGGGUGGGAGGGGAGUACCUCAGUGGUGGCAAUGGGGGCCCAGAACCCCACCGGUCGCUGCGGUUACCCCACCCCCACGCUGUCACCUGCCUGUCCGAACUCAACCCCGUCAUCAGCUCCAUGUACGGCCCGCUGGGGUCCCUGGGGCCGCGGGGAGACUGUGCUGGGGGCGGGGCUGGCAUGGGAGGCGUGGCCUCAGGGUUAGGAGGGCGGGAGGCGGGCGAGGGCCACGAGGACCUACCCCCUCUGAGGCGCAGCCGAGCCCCGUCUCCCAGCAACAGCUGCCAGGGCUCCACGGACAGCGAGAGCGCGGCGGAGGAGCAGUGCGCCAUGGCCAUCGCCGUCAGCAACUCCAACCACCACCACCACCACCACCACCACCACCCACCCCCUCCUCCUCCUCCCCCCCCUCCUCCUCCCCCGCAGCAGCAACGCGGUCAGGACCGGCGCAGUCCCGCGCCCGCCAAAGAGAGGGACUGGGGGGAGGCAGAGAGGGACGGGGCCCCCCCCGCGGGCUCCUGGGGGCCGCUGCGGCUGGUGGACGGCGAGGGCCGGCCCGUGCGAUGCUACCGCUGUGAGCACUGUCGCGUGCUCUUCCUGGACCACGUCAUGUUCACCAUCCACAUGGGCUGCCACGGCUUCCGCCAGCCCUUCGAGUGCAACAUCUGCGGCCACCGCAGCCUGGACCGCUACGAGUUCUCCUCCCACAUCGUGCGCGGCGAGCACCUGGUGGGCUGAGGGCGGGCCUGGGGGCCCAGUUUGUGUUUGUUUGAGACAAGGAUUCCUAGGUUGAUUAAAUGGGGUUAUGACAGACCGUGACUGUAUGUUUGCUUGCUAAUGCCACCAAGCGGGGAAGUAAAUAGCUGUGUCAGUAAUGUGGAGCAGCUUAGUUGUGGUAUUUACAGCGCAUAGGUAUUUGGACAGUGAUGCUGUUAAUAUGGCUCUGUACUCCGUACACUUUGGAUUUGAAAUGAAAUUAUGAAUAUGAGGUUAAAUUCAGGCUGUCACAUUUGGGGGUACUCUCAGCCAUAUCGGGUGAUCCGUGUUAGAGUGGCAUCCCUUUUUUAAUUACUUCCUUGACUUUCAUUUGGCAAAAAAUUGGCUCCAAAGAUAAUCAAAAGCCUAGAAUCAAAACUAGAUACUGAAUAUGUUCUUAUACCUUUACUAAGGAAUAGAUUGAAGAUAUUUGACUAAUCAUAAAUAGCUGAGGCCAACUGUCCAAUUACUUUUGGUCCCCUAAAAUGGGGGACUAUGUAUUAUUAUGUAUAGGGAUAUAAUUCCUACAUAGAUCACCCAAUAUGGAUGUAAAACCGCUCAAAUUAAAGGUGACAGUCAGUUUGACAUCAUAUACAAAUCCAAUGUGCUGGAGUAGAGAGCCAAAAGAGCAGAAAUUGUACCAUUGUGCAAUUACUUAUGUGUAUAUAUAUAUGCGUGUGUGUGUGUGUGUGUGUGUGUGUGUGUGUGUGUGUGUAUGUGUCUGUGUGUCUGUGUGUGUCUGUGUGUGUGUGUCCCGGCCUGUUGUAACCCUGUUUUAAUAACCGAGAGAUGCGAGGGUUUGGUCUGCACCAGAGUCAGGGAGGUAGAUGGGCAUUAGGAGUUGUGCUAAGUGUUGACUGUUGAUUUUUGCAGUAUCGACUGUUCAGAGGUGAACUGAGGGAGAGUACCAAUGCACAUACAGAUGGGGCUGUCAACCGUUUUGUCAACCAAAACCUUUUUGCCCAUGGAGGCACUCCCCCCCC